Alternaria novae-zelandiae is the source of this 1881-nucleotide messenger RNA. RefSeq lists its product as uncharacterized. The record is from RefSeq and is a predicted model, not a curated record. Lineage: Eukaryota; Fungi; Ascomycota; Dothideomycetes; Pleosporales; Pleosporaceae. Gene Ontology annotation, biological process: carbohydrate metabolic process. Gene Ontology annotation, molecular function: beta-glucosidase activity. Bases 1 to 1881 code for a protein of 626 amino acids. The transcript has a single exon.
AUGAAGCCUCAAGCACUUCUUGCGUAUGGCGCUGUGGCUCUCGCCCAGCAAGUCUACGUCCCUGCUGAAGGGCCUGUCUCGCGACCGCAAUGCUCGGCAAAUCAAACAUAUGCGACUGCACUGCCCUCGUAUACCUUCAGAGAGUUCAGCUUCACACAGACCGAGACUGUUCGUACAGCAACAUCUGCCCCAGCUCCCACUACCACUACUACCUAUGCACCACCGUACGCGUCGCUCAGUAGCUUGGUGCCAAAUCUGACGACAACACAAUGGGGCAACUGGAACUCAAAUGUCACCGCAUCACCGACCGACUUGGGGAAUCCAUACGGAAACGCAUCCUGGACAGCUCUCUGGACGACCGUGCCAUGGGUCAACUUCACGACCGGGAUGUACUCUACAACAGUUGAACCGACGCCAGUACCGACCAGCGAGCUCAUUCUGCCACCACCUGAGCCACUGGUACCCCAGCAAUGCUACUCCUUCCCUGCAGACUUCAUGCUUGGCGUGGCGGCAUCAGCUGUCCAAAUCGAGGGAGCCGUCGCAGAUGAGGGACGGACACCCGUUCACAACGACGUUGCUGCCUUGAACAACCCGGGCCAAGCGCCGAACUGGAUCGCGAACGAACACUACUACUUGUACAAGCAAGACAUUGAACGAAUUGCUGCCAUGGGCAUCAAGUAUUACAGAUUCUCCAUUCCUUGGACUCGAAUUCUGCCGUUCAUCUUACCAGGCACACCAGUUAACAAGCAAGGUCUCUCGCACUACGACGAUCUUAUCAACUUCGUCCUGGAAAAAGGCAUGCAUCCCGCUGUUAUGCUUUACCACAACGACUCUCCUUUCCAGUAUUUCAACAACAUCAGCGAUGUCUUUAUCAAGCCCGGAACUGGAGGUAUUGGCUACCUGGACUCUUGUUUCCAAUGCAGCUACAAGAAUGUGUCGUGGGAGGAUGCUUUCGUCGAAUACGGGAAGAUUGUCAUGACACAUUUUGCUGACCGUGUUCCAAUCUGGUGGACCUUCAAUGAGCCUCUCCUGGGUGCGCGGAACGGAAAGUCUAUUGAUGCUGUCAUCAAAGCUCAUGCGAGACUCUACCACUUCUACCACGAUGACAUUGGCGGAACUGGAAAGAUGUCGCUCACAUUCAACGACAACUUUGGCGUCCCACGCAACCCGGAUGACCCCGCUGACGUCGACGCUGCCAACCACUUCAACUCCUUCCAGCUAGCUACCUUUGCCAACCCUAUCUUCCUCGGAACAGACUACCCGGAAUCAUUCAAGAGUAGUGUUGACGACUACGUACCAUUGAGCCAAGAAGAUCUACAAUACAUCAACGGUACUGCGGACUUCUUCUCGAUCCAACCGUACACUGCCACAGUAGUCAGUCCACCGCCGAAUGACACCAUCGCGGACUGCGCUGCCAACAUCACUCAUCCCCUCCGACCUUACUGUGUAACUCAGAGCACUCUCACCACCACUGGCUGGGACAUCGGAUACCGCAGUCAAUCAUAUGUCUAUCUGACACCCAGCUAUUUCCGCACCUACCUGAAUUAUCUCUGGAACACAUGGCGUUCUCCAGUGGCUGUCACUGAAUUCGGCUUCCCUGUCUUCGCCGAGGCGCAAAAAGAGCAAGCAGAUCAGGAGUUCGACAGCCCAAGAAGCUGGUACUACCAGACGUAUCUGAAUGAAGGCCUGAAGGCGAUCUGGGAAGACGGUGUCAAUUUCAUCGGCGCGUUUGCUUGGUCGUGGGCCGACAACUGGGAGUUUGGUGACUAUGACCAGCAGUUUGGUAUCCAGACUGUCAAUCGUACGACACAAGUGCGAAGGUAUAAGAAGAGUUUCUUCGACUACGUGGACUUUAUCGAGAGUAGGAGACAGGCGGCGUAG